Messenger RNA from Penicillium cataractarum, 783 nucleotides. RefSeq names its product translin family protein. Lineage: Eukaryota; Fungi; Ascomycota; Eurotiomycetes; Eurotiales; Aspergillaceae. Bases 1 to 783 code for a protein of 260 amino acids. Gene Ontology annotation, molecular function: RNA binding; sequence-specific DNA binding; RNA endonuclease activity. The record is from RefSeq and is a predicted model, not a curated record. Gene Ontology annotation, cellular component: nucleus; cytoplasm. The transcript has 2 exons.
AUGGGUACAAAACGCUCCUGGGAAGGACAAGCUGUUGUCAAAAUGGACUCGACAGAGUCAACGAGUCCGACGAUCACAAUCUUCGAGAACUUCCGUGACGAGCUCGAUGAGCACCAUGACCGUCGUGAGCGCAUCAUCAAAGCUAGUCGCGACAUCACCGCGCUCAGCAAGAAAAUAAUCUUCGCCCUGCAGCGCGUACGCACCACAAACCAACCCAUCCCACCGAAUAUCACAAAAGAGAACGACACUCGCCUCGAACAGAUCCACAAGCACUUUGCCUCAAUCGUCUCCGAUCUCGUCGGCAUCAAAUCCUGGCGCUACCAGCGCCAAGUCAGCGGCGGCGUCCAAGAGUUUAUCGAGGCGAUCUCAUUUGACCACUACCUCCGCACGGAGACAUUGAUCACCCACGCAGAAGUCGCAGCCCGGUUACCCGGGAUCCUGGUAACAGAAGAAGACUACUUGAUGGGCAUUUUCGAUCUUACGGGUGAAAUGAUGCGAUUUGCCGUGACAGCCUUGAGCUCAGGGAAGGUGACACCUACGGACGCAGCUAAAGCUGGUGUCCUCGUUGAUCUUCGCGCUAUUCGAGCUCGAUGCGAGGCGCUGAGUGUUUCGGGACGACACCGGGCAUCCAUGUAUAAAGAUCUUUCAAAGAAGAAGGAGGUUAUGCAGAACAGUGUCGAGAAGGUGGAGCGCGCGGCGUACGGCAUUCUGGUGCGAGGGAGUGAGCGGCCGAGUGGAUGGACCCCGGAUUUGUCGGUGCCGGUGGAAGUUGACACCCAUUGA